Molecule: messenger RNA, 1182 nt
Organism: Adelges cooleyi (spruce gall adelgid)
Lineage: Eukaryota; Metazoa; Arthropoda; Insecta; Hemiptera; Adelgidae
Exons: 1
Coding region: 1-1182 (393 amino acids)
Cellular component (GO): extracellular region
Source: RefSeq, a predicted model, not a curated record
AUGUCUUUUUCGUCGACUGCAAAACGUAUUGGCAGUGACCGCCUGAAAGCGGCCGUCCGUUUUGUAACCGUCGGCGUGUUGACGACGGCCGUAACGUUGUCGCCGGCCGUUUCCGGCAACGACGCUUUUCUGUUGUCCGGGUCGAACAUGGACUGGCCGUCGGUGAUCGAAGAGAGCGAGGACAUACGCACUGGCCGUUUCAUCCCGCGCAAGAUCCUCAUCAGUGGCGUACAGAUGGACGAAACCCGGGCGUACGUGACCAUGCCGCAGUAUAUGAAGACGGGUGUAUCGUGGUCGCUGGGCGUGUUCCGGUUGGACCCGAUGGACUUCGAACCGGCCAUCCAACCGUUCCCCGACUACAAGUACUACGGCUCGUGCAGCGACACGUGCAUCGUCAACGUUGUGGCUAUAUUCUUGGAGAACGGCGUGCUGUGGGCCCUGGACUCGGGCAAGGUGAACACGAUCCGCAGGCCCAUACCCCUGAGGCCGCCGCAACUGUUAGCUAUCGACCUGAAAACGGACACGGUCGAUCGGGCCAUCGACCUGCAGCCGGUCACGUCUAGCGAGAGCACACUGCAGCACAUUGUGGCCCAGCGGACGCUGAACGGCCACCUGUUCGUGUUCAUUUCAGAUGCGACGCGCCGCAAAAUCAUCGUGUAUAACGUGAACGCCGACGCCCUGCACGUCGUACCACUACCCGAGGCCAUGCCGCCGGCGGCCACCACGUGGAACGUGAUGCUGCACCUCUUCACGGUGAACAAGGCCGGCAAGAGCUUCGUUUACUUCACGUACCAGAAGAGCCCCAAAUUGUACGCGCUGGAAUCGUGGUCGAACGAGAGCAUCCAGUUCGGGUCCAUGGUCGAGAUCGGGCUCAAGCCCACCGCAAUGGUAUUCUUCAGCUCGGACGGCGGCACCAACGUGUACUUCCGGUUGCCGCACAGCACGGAAGUGUACGCGUGGGACGCCAACACGCCGCUGGACAUCGCGAACUUCCGGCUGGUGCACCGCUCCUACCUGUACCUGACGCCCACCGCCGUCGUGGCCGGCUGGCGGGACACGCUAUGGUCAAUGGAGUCCAACUACGACGAGUACGUGCUGUGCAACGUGGACUGCACUGGACCCAGAACGUUGUUGCGGCCCGUCAAGACCACAGUCGACGAUUGCGACAGUUACAUUCUAUAG